AAAAAGAAAUUGAAGAACCUAUAGAUGAAGAAAUGAUUAUUCUAUUAGCUCAAGAAGAAGAUGAUACGAAUCAAAGUGAAGAAGAAGAUAUAAACGAAUCACCUAUUAUUUCUAUUACGGAAGGAUUAGAGGCUUUAGAAAAAGUUAUGAAAUGUUUGUUACAACAACCUA
Messenger RNA from Acaulospora morrowiae, 171 nucleotides. The record is from the annotation of a GenBank genome assembly. Lineage: Eukaryota; Fungi; Glomeromycota; Glomeromycetes; Diversisporales; Acaulosporaceae.